AUGGGCCACAAGGACGGCGCAUCGCUAGCCUUCAGCGAGCUGCGAAAGGAAUCGCAAGAUCUCUACAACCGAAUCCACUCCAUUGCGGAGGACGCCGCUUUCGUAGACCAAGUCUAUCAGUCUUACCCCAGACUUCCCCUCAUCCCCAACAUGCGAUGCGGAGCCUGGUACACAGACCCUGAUAUUGCAUCAAACGAACGUGCAUAUUUCAAGUCUACCGAUGGACAUACCGGAAACUGGAGCUUCAAUCUUCGAAGGCCAAAUCUACACAUAUUGCCUCUAAUUUGUGCGCAUGCAGGACUGCUCUUAGUGGAUUCUACGAGAGCAGGCAAACGCAUUCCAGACGCACUCUCCAAAACCGUUCCAAUCUGGUGCGCAGUUAUAAAUAGGGCCGUCCUUAAAACUACUCCGAAGAUGAACGUGAAUAUGGAUGUCUGGAAUACGAAGUUCUACACUCCACCCGGUGUGGUCAGCGCACAAGAGCAUGAUCAGAUAGAGCAAAAGUUAGAUGGGUGGGCGGAUGAUCUUGCUGCUUCGUUCUACAUACUCCCGAAACUGCAAUAUCCCCUCCGCCCGAUCUGGAUAACGCCCAGCACCACCAUAUUCCCCACAUUUCCCGAUACAGAUGCUGAACGGAGAUUCUACCCUAUCAUCUGCAUAUCCGCUUCGAAGCAGGUUUUGGACGGCAUGGAGAGACGCAUCACAGGUUUUGCGUAUAUCCAGGGAUCGGGGGAUGAUCACGAGCUCUGGAGUAUGGGCCUCACCCCCGCUCAAUUCUGGAAACACAAACAGCCCCUUCUUCACGCAAACCGUAACGAACUACCUACCCUCGUUCAAACCCUCACAUCCUCGCUCUCCACACGCACCGAUUUAAACUCCGACGCGUCAUUUCAUUCCACACCCAUUCAAUACGUUCAGGGUAGACUCUCAAUAUCCAUCACUCGUGACAUUUCUUCCCCUCUCAGCGACGAGUCUGCGCUGGUCUAUCUAACCAGCGCAGAUUAUGCACCACCCGCUUUCAAAGACCAUCCGCUCGUCCUAUAUAUCAAAACGCCUCAAGGCAAAAAAGGCCAGCAUCACUUUCUACAUACCGUCCUCCCACAAGCCAUGCCCUUUAUAUUUCUCCACCUUCAGAAUACGCGCCGCAUCUGCAUAGCCUGUGAAACAGGCACGGACACGAGUAUCGGCGUCGCCCUAGCAGCUCUGACCAAGUUCUUCAACGAUUCAGGGGAAUUUUGUGGUGAGUAUGAGUACGAACGGGAGGGUGUCCUUUCCAAAGACGACAUCAAAACCCGCUUGCACUGGAUAAUAACAAGUUAUCCACAAGCCAAUCCUUCGCGCACCACUCUCAAACGCGUCAACGAAUUUCUCCUUUCUCCCUCUGAAUUCCUUUCCCCAUCCGCCGCGCCAAACCCACCCCCCGAUGAGUCAUGA
Messenger RNA from Suillus bovinus, 1434 nucleotides. RefSeq names its product tRNA A64-2'-O-ribosylphosphate transferase. Gene Ontology annotation, molecular function: tRNA adenosine(64)-2'-O-ribosylphosphate transferase activity. The record is from RefSeq and is a predicted model, not a curated record. Gene Ontology annotation, cellular component: cytoplasm. Gene Ontology annotation, biological process: charged-tRNA amino acid modification. The transcript is spliced from 7 exons. The coding region runs from base 1 to 1434 and encodes 477 amino acids. NCBI's taxonomy places the organism in Eukaryota, Fungi, Basidiomycota, Agaricomycetes, Boletales, Suillaceae.